AAUGGUUGGAAUUUCUCACGAGUAAUAUCAGUAACAAAGUAGAAUCCAACGAGCGUAGAGGUAUCCCUACGAAAGAUACUUCGAAGAAGAUUUGGAAAAAGUCACGAAAAAGGAAAGAGAAUGAAGUUAUCGCUUUUGACAAUAACGCUAUUCUCUCUCACUCGUGGGGAUAUUUGGACACAUCAAGAAAUAAAAGAUGUUAAUCAAAAUGCACGAAAUAUUUUAACCGAGCAUAUCGUGGAAAAUUCAUCAUUUCGAUCGAAUUCUCCGAUUUUGUCAACGUCUAUACUUCCACCCUUAAGAAAAGAUCCUAUUCCUUGGACAGACUUUUCAAUGAGUAAUGAUGGACCUUCGAAAAAAUCUUCAUCGAUCGUGAUUUAUCCUACAGAAGCAACUCUUUCUAAUCAAAACGAAAUGAUCGAGCCGAUCGUUCUAAAUACGAUUCCACCAGUCACGACAACUUUUGCUUCACCUUCUGGGAUAGUUUCUCUAGAGACAAGGACAACCGAGUUCGAAUCGCUAAUCAGUCCAGUAACGAUAACGGGAGCUACCGAUGGAAAUGCAAAUAUCGUUGCGAUCGAAAGCAACGAUGAAAUUGCAUCAGACGAUACAUCGAAGAAACUAUUCCUAUGCGGAUCUCUCCGCAACGAGUUGAUCGUGAGCAGACCUGGAAGUGGCUCGGUGUUUAUCAAAGGUGCUUCGAGAGUUGCCAUAAUCGAUGAUGCUCAAAAUUCUGUGAUCGUCUGUCAGCCAAGUACAAAUUUGAGCCCACCACUGGAUCCGGAAGAAAGACUAGGAACGCACGGAAUGGAUUUCGAUCGGAAAUCAUCAACCCUACCACCGACCGUUCUUUUUCCCGAAACACCUAAAAAUCGUGCACCUAUCGAUCGAUCCUCGACGAUCGUAUUAAAAGAUUAUCUAGUACCACCGUAUACCUAUUUGAAAAGAUAAAAAAUUUGCAAACAUGUUUUGCAAGUUUCUAUUAGGAAAAGUAAUUCAAUCUAUCGAACGUUAAUAGUCUCCUUAUCGUCUGCUAUCGUACGGCAAUAAAACGAACUCGUUAUUCCAUCAAUCGUUGAUUAAUAAUUUGUACGUCGACCUUUCCAUAAGGGAUUCGAUCGAACAUAAACGUUAAUCAAGCAAUAAAAUCUAACUACUGACGUUCCAUCGGAUAAACUAUAUACCAAACGAGAAAUGGAAAGCAGCAAGCAAGGACAACGAGAUCUAAAAUCCUAUUCAUUAGCAUCGUUGACCGUUACCGUAUUGAUAUCCAGCAGUAAUUAUUAUCGAGAAUAUUGUUGGCUACUACAUUUAGUGAUCGUAUAGUUUCGUUAAGGAUCAAAAUCUUCGAUCGUAUUUCAUUUAGUUUAUCGAUGUAGUUUUUCUUUUCUUUUUAACUCUACAAUUUAAAUCAGGUUAAAAGCAGCAGAAACAAGGCUUGACAAUUAAGCUUGGAACUUAAUUAUCAGUGUCUUUUUCUCUC
Molecule: messenger RNA, 1483 nt
Organism: Vespa crabro (European hornet)
Lineage: Eukaryota; Metazoa; Arthropoda; Insecta; Hymenoptera; Vespidae
Exons: 4
Coding region: 121-951 (276 amino acids)
Source: RefSeq, a predicted model, not a curated record